AUGGAGGUGGGUGCCUGGACAUACCACUACAGUGACCAAGGGGACUAUGUGUGGGAGCAGGCCCAGAACUACUGCCAGACGUUCUUCACCGACCUGGUGGCGAUCCAGAACAAGCAGGAGAUCGAGUACCUCAACAAGACCCUGCCCUUCCAUGGACGCUACUACUGGAUUGGCAUCCGCAAGCUGAAUGGCAUUUGGACCUGGGUGGGCACCAGGAAGGCGCUGACAAAGGAGGCAGAGAAUUGGGCUGCCGGGGAGCCCAACAACCGCCGCUCCAACCAGGACUGCGUGGAGAUCUACAUCAAGCGGCAGCGGGAGUCGGGCAAGUGGAACGACGAGCCCUGCAACCGGAAGAAAAAGGCGCUGUGCUAUCAGGCCUCCUGCCAGCCCUUCCCAUGCAGCCAGCAUGGUGAGUGCGUGGAGACCAUUGGGAGCUACCGCUGCGAGUGCUACCCCGGCUUCCAUGGCCCUGAGUGCGAGGAUGUUGUGCAGUGUGCCAAGCUCGAGCCCAAGGGAGCGCGCAUGAACUGCAGCCAUCCCUUUGGAGACUUCAGCUACAACUCCACCUGCAACUUCGAGUGCCCAGAGGGCUUCGAGCGGCAAGGUGCGGGCACGCUGCGGUGCCUGGCUUCCCAGCAGUGGGCAGCAGAGACUCCCACCUGCACAGCCAUCACCUGCCCAGUGCUCAGUGCUCCACACCGAGGAGAGCUGAACUGCUCCCACCUCCAUGGGGGCUUUGCCUUUGGCUCCAUGUGUGUCUUCUCCUGCCAGACGGGGUUUGCACUGACUGGGCCAGAGAGUCGUAAGUGCACAGCCGCAGGGACCUGGACUGGACAAACCCCAGAAUGCAAAGCCAUCACCUGCCCAGUGCUCAAUGCUCCUAACCAAGGAAAACUAAACUGCUCCCACCUCCAUGAGGACUUCACCUUUGGCUCCACAUGUGCCUUCUCCUGCCAGAAAGGGUUUGCACUGACUGGGCCAGAGAGCCGUGAGUGCACGAUCGCAGGGACCUGGACUGGGGACUCCCCACACUGUGAAGCCAUAGCCUGCCCAGUGCUCAGUGCUCCUGACCAAGGAAAGCUAAACUGCUCCCACCUCCAUGAGGACUUCACCUUUGGCUCCACGUGUGCCUUCUCCUGCCAAACGGGGUUUGCACUGACUGGGCCAGAGCGCCGUGAAUGCACAGCUGCAGGGACCUGGAGUGGGGAUGCCCCACACUGUGAAGCCAUCACCUGCCCAGUGCUCAGCGGUCCAGACCGAGGAGAGCUGAACUGCUCCCACCUCCAUGGGGACUUUGCCUUUGGCUCCACAUGUGCCUUCUCCUGCCAGAUGGGGUUUGCACUGACCGGGCCAGAGAGCCGUAAGUGCACAGCUGCAGGGACCUGGACUGGGGACACCCCAGAAUGCAAAGCCAUCGCCUGCCCAGUGCUCAGCGCUCCAGACCGAGGAGAGCUGAACUGCUCCCACCUCCAUGGGGACUUUGCCUUUGGCUCCACAUGUGCCUUCUCCUGCCAGAUGGGGUUUGCACUGACCGGGCCAGAGAGCCGUAAGUGCACAGCUGCAGGGACCUGGACUGGGGACACCCCAGAAUGCAAAGCCAUCACCUGCCCAGUGCCCAGUGCUCCACACCGAGGAGAGCUGAACUGCUCCCACCUCCAUGGGGACUUUGCCUUUGGCUCCACAUGUGCCUUCUCCUGCCAGACGGGGUUUGCACUGACUGGGCCAGAGAGCCGUAAGUGCACAGCUGCAGGGACCUGGACUGGGGACACCCCAGAAUGCAAAGCCAUCGCCUGCCCAGUGCUCAAUGCUCCAAACCAGGGAGGCCUGAACUGCUCCCACCUCCAUGAGGACUUCACCUUUGGCUCCACAUGUGCCUUCUCCUGCCAGACAGGGUUUGCACUGAUGGGGUCAGAAAGCCUCGAGUGUAUGGCCACAGGGACCUGGACUGGGGGUGCUCCACUUUGCAAAGCCAUCAGCUGCCCAGCACUGGAUCCCCCCAGUAGAGGCCAACUGAGCUGCUCUCACGUGCAUGGAAACUUCACAUACAACUCCACAUGCACCUUUUCCUGCGAGGAGGGCUUUGUUCGGAUGGGCGCAGAGGUGCUUUGGUGUAUGGCCACAGGCAACUGGAACAGGCAUCCCCCUGUCUGUGCAGAAGAUGGUGCCUCUUUCUUAAAGCAAGUCCUGGCUUACAGCAGCGGCACAGCUCUGGCAGUAGCUGGCAUUGUGCUCUCAGGGACACUCAUUGCCCUCCUCGCCAAACGGCUCAGUGACAGAGAGGAGAAGAAGAAGCUUCUGAACCCCACCAGUGACCUAGGAUCGCCGGGCAUCUUCACCAAUGCAGCCUACGAUGCCAACCUGUGA
Mesitornis unicolor (brown roatelo) is the source of this 2364-nucleotide messenger RNA. RefSeq names its product selectin P (granule membrane protein 140kDa, antigen CD62) (gene SELP). Gene Ontology annotation, biological process: heterophilic cell-cell adhesion; response to cytokine; leukocyte tethering or rolling. Lineage: Eukaryota; Metazoa; Chordata; Aves; Mesitornithiformes; Mesitornithidae. Gene Ontology annotation, molecular function: sialic acid binding; calcium ion binding; oligosaccharide binding. The transcript has 14 exons. The record is from RefSeq and is a predicted model, not a curated record. Gene Ontology annotation, cellular component: external side of plasma membrane; membrane. The coding region runs from base 1 to 2364 and encodes 787 amino acids.